This is a messenger RNA of Corvus hawaiiensis (hawaiian crow), 5284 nucleotides long. RefSeq names its product endoplasmic reticulum oxidoreductase 1 beta (gene ERO1B). The transcript has 16 exons. Gene Ontology annotation, biological process: protein folding in endoplasmic reticulum. NCBI's taxonomy places the organism in Eukaryota, Metazoa, Chordata, Aves, Passeriformes, Corvidae. Bases 197 to 1597 code for a protein of 466 amino acids. Gene Ontology annotation, cellular component: endoplasmic reticulum membrane; endoplasmic reticulum. Gene Ontology annotation, molecular function: FAD binding; thiol oxidase activity; protein-disulfide reductase activity. The record is from RefSeq and is a predicted model, not a curated record.
CGGCGCUGCCGCGGACAGGUCGCGGUGAGCGCGGCGCCCCCGCCCGACGGGUCCCGUCGCCCGGAGGAGCGGCCGCGCCGGGAGGAGACGCUGCCGCCGCCGACCCGCGGCGCGUCCCUUUCCUUCCUGUGCCGGCGGCGGCGGGGCGAGGGCUGCCCCCUCCUCCGUCAGUCGCGGCGGCAGCAGCAGUAGCAGCAUGAGCGGCGGCGGUGCCGGCCGGAGCGCGGCGGCGAGGGCACGGCUGGCAGCGCGGCUUCUGGUGGUGCUCGGCUGCGUCCUGACACCGGAGGCCCAGCUCACAGGAGUCCUAGAUGAUUGUUUAUGUGACAUAGAAAGCAUCGAUGACUUCAAUACUUUCAAGAUCUUUCCCAAAAUCCAGAAACUGCAAGAACGUGAUUACUUCAGAUAUUACAAGGUCAACCUGAAGAGACCAUGCCCAUUUUGGGCUGACGAUGGCCAUUGUUCUAUAAAAGAUUGUCAUGUAGAGCCUUGUCCUGAGAGCAAAAUACCUGUCGGAAUUAAGGCUGGGAGUGCUAAUAAAUAUUCAAAAGCAGCAAAUAAUUCCAAAGAAUUGGAAGACUGUGAGCAAGCUAACAAGCUGGGAGCAGUUAACAGUACCUUAAGUAACCAAAGUAAGGAGGCUUUCAUUGACUGGGCAAGAUACGAUGAUUCACAGGAUCAUUUUUGCGAACUUGAUGAUGAGAGAUCUCCAGAUGCACAGUAUGUGGAUUUGCUGCUGAAUCCAGAGCGUUACACUGGAUAUAAGGGACCUUCUGCUUGGAGAGUAUGGAACAGCAUUUACGAAGAAAACUGCUUCAAGCCUCGAUCUGUCUAUCGUCCUUUAAAUCCACUGGCGCCUAGUAGGGGAGGAGAUGAUGGAGAAUCUUUCUACACAUGGCUAGAAGGUCUGUGCCUUGAGAAAAGAGUGUUUUAUAAACUGAUUUCUGGACUUCAUGCUAGCAUCAACUUGCAUUUGUGUGCAAAUUAUCUUCUUGAAGAAACGUGGGGGAAGCCUCGCUGGGGACCAAAUGUGAAAGAGUUCACUCGCCGCUUUGACCCUGCUGAAACGAAAGGAGAAGGCCCAAGGAGGCUCAAGAACUUGUAUUUCUUAUAUUUGAUAGAGCUGCGUGCUUUGUCAAAGGUUGCCCCUUACUUUGAGCGUGCAGUUGUCGACCUUUACACUGGCAAUGGCCACGAGGAUGCUGAAUCUAAAGCUCUCUUACUAGAUAUCUUCAGGGAUACCAAGUCCUUCCAUAUGCACUUUGAUGAAAAGUCCAUGUUUGCUGGAGAUAAAAAAGGAGCCAAGUCACUAAAGGAAGAAUUCAGAUUGCAUUUCAAGAACAUCUCCCGCAUAAUGGAUUGUGUUGGAUGUGACAAAUGCAGGCUGUGGGGCAAGCUGCAGACUCAAGGCUUAGGAACUGCUCUGAAGAUCUUGUUUUCUGAGAAAGAAAUACAGAGCCUUCCUGAGAACAGCCCAUCAAAAGGUUUUCAGCUCACACGGCAAGAAAUAGUUGCUCUUAUAAAUGCCUUUGGAAGGCUUUCCACGAGUAUAAAAGAGUUGCAGAAUUUUAAAGUUUUAUUACAACAAACUAGGUAAUGAAGGUCUUUGCACAACCUGUUAGUGAAGAUCAUUUACAUGACUGCAUUGAGCAGAAGGAACUGAUCCUUACAGGACUCACAUGAACUGAUAAAAAGUAAAAUCAAAUACCAACUUGAAUAUUUAUGUUUCAACUAGGAAUGGUUAUUAAUUAGAAAAUAUAUUUAUGAAUGAAAUAUAUAGUUUUUAAAUGUGUAAAUUAUGCUGAUCUGUUUAUUUUUUAAGUUUUCUGCUCAUAGUUCUGUUGUACUUAAACUUCAUAAAUUUUCUUAUCUCCUUGUCUUUCUGAGACAGCUGUUUUAUAUGAAAACAUAUGUACCUCCACCCUGACUUGGCCUGUCUGGAGAGAGGGGAGCACUUCCUGUCUCUCCCCAUUUACUGAACUUCAGUGUAUUCUGAGGAUUUGGUAUGUUAGUUCUACUGUCAAAAGGAAGGGAGGGAAAAAACCUCCAAACAAACAAAAACAAACAAAAAAAAAUCACAGUAAAAAAACCUCCCAAACACAAAAAAAUGAACUACAGAAGGAAAAUAAGGCUCUUGCUGAGUUUUAGCUUCUUACUGUAAUAAUUAAACUUACUUAAAAAUAGCAAAUUUACUGAGCAGAAAUUUUUUUCAUGCUGAGCUUCUUUGCAUCAUGGUGAUACCAACAUUUUUUACCCUUCUCUUGUGCUUUUCACAUUUUCUUUUUUUUUUUUGUUUUUAAAUUACUACCUUGUCUCUGCUCUGAUGCAGCCGAGUUGAAAGUGACUUUUCUGCAGCCCCUUGCUGCAGCCCCUUACCUGCACGUAUGUGGAGGUUGGGGUCAGGGCAGGGGGAGAUGGUUAGUGGAGCGCUGCUAGCUGAAAAACUUCAGUCAAUCAAAUUUCUGUUUACUCCACAUUAUUUUCUAGAUUGUAAUCACAAGUUUGGUUUCCAAAAGUUGUCUUUUUAAUGUCUAAAAUGUUAAAAUAGCACACAUUGGUCUUUGAGCCAUGGAAAUAAAUUUGUUCUUUGAGUCAUGUUUGAGUGCUAUGUUAAAAGGUCAGUGUAAAAAUAACUUGCUUUUGUAGUCACUUUUAAAAAAAGAUGCUUUUUAAAAUUCGUAAUCAUACUGACAUUCAAUACCACAUACUCUUAUCUAUGCAAACCCUUACUGUAUCUUCUUUACAAGGAUAUUCAGCAUAAAGAAACGGGUAUGUUAAUAACAUUACUUUCAUAAAAUAAGAAAUAACUCAUGUAUCAUUGUCCACAGAUGUCAGUCAUAACUUACCAGUGUCAAAACAGAAUUUAAAAACAGCAUUACCAAUUAGUAGCAACCAAAUAUUGGUUUAAAUUUAAAAUGAAGUAAUUUCUUUUAAACCAGCAUGUUUAAAAAUGAAGUUAGGAGUUUUGAAUGUAGGAAGUGCUGGUACAGUGUAGAUACAUCUCUUGCUUUAAAAACAAGUCUUCACAAAAUUAAGUGCUCUUAAACAUUUUUCACCCUAUUAGAUACUGAGUGACCUAUUUAUAUAAUUGAUUGUAACUGUAUUGGCUUCCUUAAUGUGUUCCUUUACAACUGAGAUUUUCUGAAGGCUGGAAUAUGCUCUGUCCUUUGUUUCCAGACUAGCUUCAAAUUUCUACCUGACUGGAAAUGAAGUAGACUAUUCUGCUGACACUUGCUUUUAUAAAAAAUACUGUUGCUUCAGAAAGUUAGCCCCCUUGUGUCAAACUGGGAUAUGCUAAAUGAAAUGAAAACAAAAAUAGGGAAAAACAAAACCCAGACAAAAAAAAAAUCCAAGCCGCCCUUACGAAGUUUUGGUGAUAGUUGCACAAAUCGGCGAUGAGCUGGCAUCCUGGUGGAAGCUCCUGUUUAAGCCGGUAGGUGCUUGGACAUGGUGUUAGGGGAAGCUGAUGCCAGUUUGGGGAUGUUAUGUUUUUACCUAGUAGCCUCUCUGGCCUGUGGGCACCUGUGGCUGAGCAAGUUAUCACAGGCUUUCUUUUUCUAGUUAAUGCAGAAGAGCUGGAAGUUUCUGGGUGGAUUCAUGUGGCCUCUUCCAAGCUCUGUAUUUGCACCCUUAGAGUUUAUUUUUCUCUCUUAAAUUGGAGUGGGAAUCUAGAUAAGUAGCUCAGAUGUGAACAGCUGUGUUUGGUAAAUGAGUUACACACUGAGUAUCCAAAUCUUCUGAGUAAUUGUAUUAUGUUGAAAGAGUAUAAUUUUUAAUUGGCUAUUAAUUCUUUGCCUUUUGGCUAGACCUGCAAGGGCUAGAACUGUAGGCUCACUUGUGUGAGGAGUGCUGUAUAACUGGGAUUUAUCUGUAUUGUUAUAUGUUAUAGUGCCUAAAGCUUUAGGCAGGAUUUUCUAGUUUAAAAAAACUAACGAAACUGUAUUGACUGCACUGCCCCAGGAAGGACCUAAGUCUCAGAAAUGUUUCUUCCUCUCUUCCCCUUGCUUCAUGGGGAAGGUGAAUUGCUUCCAACCUCCUCCUGGGGAUGCAACUUGCUGUUUUUUUUUUUUUUUCUUUUUCCACCUGUGCCUGGCAAAAAUCGACAGACACUGAAGCAGAAUCAUGCAGUUGCUCAUGGGACAGGUGAGAGAUUCAGGCAUGCAGAUCCUGGACACACCUGGUCCUUGCAGCCCUUGUUGGCACAAGGUUAAUACUGUUGGGUAAGGAUGUAGAGAGAUGUGAAGCUUUUCUUCUUGUCCUUUGUCUCAUGGGAACACAGGAAUGCAACUGAACAGCAAAUUGUGUGUAAGUUCUGUUGCACCUGAAGGUACGUCUCGCUUGAUGAUCAAAUAUGGAAGGCAUUUCACUUCACUGCCGUUGUAGAGAUAGGACAUAAGAUUUUUCCUGUAACAAAUCUAGUUGAAACAAUUUUCCUGUCACCAUCUUUUCUACUGUAUUUGAUGUACAUUCUGUGACUGCUGCCUAUGAAGUUUUGCUGUGUGAGUUGGAUGACUUAGUUCUUUAUAUGUUAAAUUAACUUUUAAAAAUUUACAGCUCUGUUUUUAUACUAAAGAAUAAGGUUAAUUACACCGUCCAUGACCUGUAAACUAUUUUAAAUUCCAGCUCCCUGUUGGAGAUCAGCUUGUCAACAGUCUGCCAUUCAUUUCAGAGUAACAGGACAUUUUCUUGUACAAAUGACACAAUGAUUGUAGUCCCAGAGAGGUAGUGAGAAGACAAAGACAAAAAUGUUUAAUUGUUCCCAAGUCAUGAAGACUUGUGUGAAAUCGUGAAAAAAGACUUGGUGCAAACUGCAUAGGUAAAAAGUAGGGCACUGUUGCUGAAUAACUUGUUCUUCAGUGCCUGGGGAGGUAGGUCAGAAUAUAAAUUUAAAACAAUGAAAUAUAGAGACUCAUGUAAGCUGGAAUAAUAAGUGUUUUCCUAGUUUUCAGCUGAUGAUCUGUACUGUCAUUGUAUGUGCAUGAAAUACACUGUGCCACACUUUCUUGAGUUGUGUUUGAUGGUUGGGUUGCCUUUAUCUGACCUUGCUUUGUGCUUUUCUGGGAAAUGACCUGUAAUAUGUUGUAAAUAAUCUUGAUGCUCAUGUUUAUAAAGUAGCAAUCAGCAAUUCAUCACUUUACAAUUUCUCCAUAUAGCUACCCUAAUGAAAUGUAAUAUUUAUUAAAAUCAAAAUCAGUGUUGGAACUGCUUAUUGAGAUCUAAACACUUCUGAAUCUUUGCUAUGUUUGAAUCUACAAAAUGCAAAUUAAAGUAUUUUCUGCUACAA